Molecule: messenger RNA, 2934 nt
Organism: Drosophila ananassae
Lineage: Eukaryota; Metazoa; Arthropoda; Insecta; Diptera; Drosophilidae
Exons: 3
Coding region: 362-1510 (382 amino acids)
Source: RefSeq, a predicted model, not a curated record
UUGUAACACUGUGUUAUCUUUCAAGUUCAAAUUUAUCUCCAAGUCAAGGUUGUGUUUUCAGUAUCUAUGGAUCAUGUUUUCCCCCGAAGGAUUUCUAAAUGUUUAAUCCCUGUGGCGUCCGCAGGUCACCCAGAUACAUCGAUUCGCCUUCGAUGCGGCGUCGGCGGCGUCGUCAAGCCAAACAGAAGCGGAAGCGGCAGUGAGGCGGCAACUGGCAAAGCAACCAGUCAUCCACUGGCGACGACCAGGAAGAGGACGAGGACAAGCACGAGGAGAACGAGGACAACUCUUGUUUAUUUGAUUAAUAUGCAGAGGAUUUAAUUAGAAAGUGGAACGGUUAGAACUGGAGGAGCAGGGGAGAAUGCGACCCAUUUGGGAGUCGGCCAGCAGGCCGCUUUUCGUGCGUUCCGUGUGGCGGGAGGCGAUCGGGAGACGCCACUUCAUCCUCGACUACGAGCCGCGUCAGAGGCAGCGUUGGAAGCGCCAAAAGACGAGGUUGAAAGCCACCUAUCAGCAGACGCAAUCCUGCGAAAUCUACCAAGAGUCCACUGAGGGCAGUGUCGAGUAUCUGGACGAGUAUCUUCUGCUGGACGCCACCAAGCUGACGCUGCAACAGCAACAGUCCUUGCCCCAAAUGGGCGGUCAGAGCAGGCAGGGACAAGGUGUCGCCACGACAGGAUCAGGCCGGGAGCAUCGGCAUCAUAGCAAUCGCCAUUCCAAGAGACGGGCCUGGUUGCUAAGCCGAGGACGCACCUACAACCUGGACCAUCAUCUGACGGAGAAUCCCUCCCGGCGCAGUUCUCUGCAAGAUGCCAGCAGUGUCCUGCCCAGCACGGCCAACAAUCCCGAAGAGCGUCUGGCGGAGAGAGUUCUCCAUUGGCUGGAUUUGGCUGGACGCACGGAUAUAGUGAAGGCAGCCGUUGAACCCCCAGUGCCUCCUGCCACAAGCAGUGCCCAGUUGGCCAGAUCGGCUCAAAGGAUGCAGAGGAACCAUCAUCGCAGUCUGAGCCUCAAACGGGUGGCCGCGUCGGCUGUGAAUCAUCACCAGCGAUCGGUGGCCGUCAGGAAGCCCAGUGCCAAGCCAGCUCCUGCCCAGCCGGUGGCCACCAACUCGACUGCAUCCACCUCCGCCUCCAAUGCCAAGCCCAUAACCAUUAUUUUCAACAAAGAGGGCGUGCCCGUCCGCCUCAAUCGACCCGCCCGGAAUAUCGAUCUGUGCGCCUUGAGCAGCAGUGCCAGUACCACGAGGAGAUUGGCCGGGCAACUGGCCUCGGUUCGCCUGUACAGUGGAGCCUCGGCCUCGCCGCUGCCGGAGGAGACACGUACCCCGCCGCUCAGUAGCCGGGGCUUGGCUACCGCCGCCGCGGAUAGCCGGAAGCAGUUGCACAUCUUCAUGCCCAGUCUGCCCAAGAAGGGUCUGCUGGGAACAGAGUCCGUCAGUGGUAGUGGCAUUGGUUGCUCUGGCGAGGAUGCCCUGAGCACCAGCUUCAGUGAGCUCUGUCAGCUUUAGUGGAAAGUUUAGUCCUCUCUUUUGUUAAAAAUUAUUCAAAAAUAAAAAAUAGUUGAAAGUAUCCUUCAAGUUACUAAAAAUGUAAUAUUUUAUCUAUUUAAUUAAAUAUGUUUUAACUGAAUUUAUUCCAAGAUUAAAAGCUUUGUCUUUCUUUUUUAAUUACCAAAAGUUCAAUGACACUUAUGUGGUUCCUACUACUCCUAUUAUCCUCGAGUGUCCUUACAAAAGUCCCUAACUUUGUGCUAAGUUUGCCACACGCGUUUUAUUUGAAGGCCACAAGUUGAAAUAUUCAUAAAGUCACAAAAAAUUAUAUAUAAUUAAAGGUACGGCAGAAAUUAGAUAGAAAGAAACCACCUUUUGAUCUAUUAAUAUUCCUAAAACUUCUUGGCCUCAUACCAUAUUUAUUAUAAUUAGUUAAGCCUUUUAGAAAAUUGUAUAAAAUGUUUAAUGCUCUGCAAAUAUAUUUAAAAUAACUUGACAUACUUAAUUUGACAAGGAUUUAAAUAUAAUGAUUUUUGAAGCAAAUCUUAAAUAAAAGUUGUCAUUUUGCAAAGAAUCCCAUGAAUUUUAAGAAGCUUUCUUUAGAAUUAUGUCGCAAAGAACUACGGGCUUAUGGUUUUAAAUUAUUCAAGACCUAUACAUAUAUUUAAGUUAAAUAUAUUUCUCUUCAAAACUCGUAUAUACCCCUUAUCCUUUGUAGUGUAUUUAUUGUCCUUUGGAGGACUACUUAUUAAUAUCGUACAAUCUUUUCUUGGGUUUAUUGAUUUUCGUUUUUGUUUCGUUGCCAUUGAAAGUUUCUUUUGUUUUUUUUUUGGUGAGUUUAUUUUUGGAUUACUCCACAAAAAGAAGAACAAGUUGGCGGAAUGUGCCACGCCCCUUUUCUUUUGUUUUGAUUUUGGUUGUUGAUUUUAAGGUUUUUUCUGUUUAGGAUUUUUUUUUUGUGGGUGGGGUUACCAAGUGAAAGGAGCGUAAUCAAUGUAAUUGUGGAUAUAUUGCAUGUUUGCCAAAAGAAGAAAGUUUGUGUUAAAGUUUUUACCUUAAUGAGUGUGGCAAUUUAGGCAUGAAAUUAUAAGGAUAUUUUCUUUAUAAAAUAAAGACUUUAAAGGAAGUCCUUUUAGGCAAAAAAGUAACUUUGAGUUUCUAGAACUAUUCCCUGGCAACUAUUUUAUUUUUUACAGACGAAACGUAAACAGCCGUAAAGUAAUUAUGGACAUUACAUAUCCAUCAGGAUAAUGGGACAACAAACUGUCAACCGUUGCGAGGGAGAUUCCUUGGAUAUCCAUCAAGCGGCAUGCCAUGCCAUGCAACACUGCCGCCUGCCACACGUGGCAAGUUGUCAUAGUCAUCGUGUUAUAUUCUAUGACUGACGCGUCGCGGCAUUUAGAUUCGUUUUCAAUAUCUAUUCGUAAUAUAACCAAAGUAUG